AUGGGGUUUAUAUUUUCAAAAUCUAUGAAUGAAAACAUGAAAAAUCAACAGGAAUUCAUGCUUAUGAAUGCUCGACUCCAGCUGGAAAGGCAGCUAAUGUUGCAGAACGAAAUGAGGGAAAGACAAAUGGCUAUGCAGAUUGCUUGGUCUCGAGAAUUCCUCAAGUAUUUUGGAACCUUUUUUGGCAUUGCAGCCAUCUCUUUAACAGCUGGAGCAAUAAGACAAAAGAAGCCAGCCUUCUUCGUCCCUAUUGUUCCAUUAAGCUUUAUUUUUGCCUACCAGUAUGAUUUGGGCUAUGGAACUUUUCUACAAAGAAUGAAAGGGGAAGCUGAAGACAUACUGGAAACAGAGAAGAAUAAAUUGCAGCUGCCAAAAGGAAUGAUCACUUUUGAAAGCCUUGAAAAAGCUAGAAAGGAACAGAGUAAAUUUUUCAUAGACAAAUGAAGCUGUGUUUACUCACUGUAUCUCAAAGCACAAAAUUACUGGCUUGAAUCAUGAUUUUUAUGACCUUUGAAAUGCUCAAGAUUUUGAUAUAAUGGAUUUUAUUUUAAAGUAUUAAAAUACAAAGUGUGUUUUAUGGGACUAUUUUAAAAUAAAAUUUAUAACACGCAACAUAAAAUCAUUUAGGUACUUUAACUUUCAGAUAGUCUUCAUGUGUAUUACCAAUGCCUAAAUGUAAAAUUAAUAAAUUAUU
Octodon degus (degu) is the source of this 694-nucleotide messenger RNA. RefSeq names its product plasminogen receptor with a C-terminal lysine (gene Plgrkt). The coding region runs from base 1 to 444 and encodes 147 amino acids. Gene Ontology annotation, biological process: positive regulation of plasminogen activation. The record is from RefSeq and is a predicted model, not a curated record. Gene Ontology annotation, cellular component: plasma membrane. The transcript is spliced from 4 exons. Lineage: Eukaryota; Metazoa; Chordata; Mammalia; Rodentia; Octodontidae.